AUGCCGAAGCGGUCGCGGUCGGUGCUGCACGCGUACCUUCUCCCCCCCUCGAAACGUCUGCAUGACGAGAAGCGACAAAGCCGCCAUGCACCACUUGCUGCGCAGGCCACAUUUGAUCUGGCGCCUGUAGCUGCUGCGGCGGACAACGAGGUUGUGCCUUAUGAUUACGGCUGCGGGUCGAGUGAGGCGGCAUUUGCCGCGUCUGAUGCGCCUAGCCACGUCCCGCGCAAGUUCCCUGAAGGCUGGGGAGGGGACAUCGACGAGGGCGCCUUGCCGGAUGAACCUUUUAUCCCGGAGGCCGAUCGGCUUGUCGGGCUACCGCCAUCGUGUCGCGCCGUACAGAGCGAGCCGAAUUGGCUGGAGCGCGCACUGAUGCUGGCACGCGGCGCGAGUCGUUGCACUACUCGAAGUCAGAUGCCUGGCGGCAGCGAGCUCGUCUUUCGCCUGCUGCCGCCUGCCCCAACUUGCCUGCAUCUUGCAGGCACGACGCAGGAGGAGAAGUGUCGCGCCGCCGCCGUUGCAAGCAUCGCCGCCGCCUUCUACGCCGCAGCUUGCCCAGAGGAUCCCCGUGUUUUCUCCAACGCGUGCGAGGCUUCCUGGGCGCAUUAA
Messenger RNA from Trypanosoma conorhini, 609 nucleotides. RefSeq lists its product as uncharacterized. The transcript has a single exon. NCBI's taxonomy places the organism in Eukaryota, Euglenozoa, Kinetoplastea, Trypanosomatida, Trypanosomatidae. The record is from RefSeq and is a predicted model, not a curated record. Bases 1 to 609 code for a protein of 202 amino acids.